Messenger RNA from Melampsora larici-populina 98AG31, 819 nucleotides. RefSeq lists its product as uncharacterized. Lineage: Eukaryota; Fungi; Basidiomycota; Pucciniomycetes; Pucciniales; Melampsoraceae. The record is from RefSeq and is a predicted model, not a curated record. The transcript is spliced from 6 exons. Bases 1 to 819 code for a protein of 272 amino acids.
AUGCCAACAACGGGUACUAGGGAAGCUUGUGUAUUAAAAGAAAGCAUACCGACUCAAAUAUCCGUGUCAGCAUUCGGCGCCUUCGGUUGUCAACAAUCUGCAACACCAAGCGUUCAGCGUUCAGCGUGCUUUUCACCUCAGUCACAUCACUCAAUCUCAAAUCUCGGCAGCCAUAGACUCAUAGAAACAUUUGCAUCUUUUCCAUUUGCGAGAAAGCAGCAAGAUCAGCCGGAUUUCCAAAACCCAAGCCCCGUCACAGUCGGCGAAGGUCCGUCACGUGCAACCACACAUAGGGAUUCGGACCCAUGGCCUCUGCCGGAUGAAGCAUUCAUUUUGAAAAUCAGAAAAGAACGCCAUCCUUCAAAGUCGGUGUCUCAUGCGACGCCCGGCGAUCAACACGAGGAUCCGGUCAGUAAGGAUGCUUCAAAUACUCCCAUAGAAAUGGUUGAACAUGCAGCCAGGCGCGGGAGUUCAAAUAGCCGUGAGGAUGAUCGCCUCCUAGACAAUGUAUCAAAGCACCAAGACCAUCGUGAACUGGCCUCAGCUUUGGGAGAUAAGGCCAAAGUUAAUCACAUCAGUUCUCUUUCAAAUUUGGGAAGUAAGGUCAAACUUGUUCAUAUCGCUCCUGGUUCAACUUCGAGAAAUGAGGUCAAAGUUGAUCACAUAACUCCUUUUACUACCGCGUCCGAUGUUGUCAAAGUGACGACGCUAAAUACAAUAUUUGCCUUCGUAUUUGUGGGUUACUUUGGGGUUUUCAUUGCUUGGAAGUGGGCGUUACCAUUAUUGUUAUGUUUAUUGAUCUCAAUGUUAAACUUUUGA